Spirodela intermedia is the source of this 1409-nucleotide messenger RNA. NCBI's taxonomy places the organism in Eukaryota, Viridiplantae, Streptophyta, Magnoliopsida, Alismatales, Araceae. The record is from the annotation of a GenBank genome assembly.
AUGGAUCAGAACUAUUUGACCGGUCCUCUCCCUGCAUUCCUGGGGAACCUUACGUCCUUGCAGUACAUGUAAGUGAUAGGCUGUAAUCAGAAUUCUGCAGGGCAGAAAGGGUUGACCUCUACGGUGCUCUGUUUACUUUUUUCAGGAGUUUUGGGAUCAAUGCACUAUCAGGGCCUUUCCCAAAAGAGCUGGGGCAGCUUAGCAGUCUCGUCUUAAUGUAAGAUCUCUGUCCAUGAUGUUUGAUUUCUCGCUAAGCUGGUCACAGUUGGGAACUCCUCUUUUUCUGCGCGUUCAAAUGUUUUAUGCCCUUUUUAUUGCUUCUAAAAAUGAGUUAAUAUUUAUGGAAUUAGAUAAGUCUGCUAGUUAAUAUUCAUGGUCAGAUGUUACAUUUAGCCACAGUUGUACAUUUUAAUGAUUUUAUGGAAGUAUUUUAUGUCCUAGUACUUUAAAAGGAUGCAGAAUACCUUCCAAGCCUUAAGUUGGUACCUUUUACGGCAGAAUGGUCCCUGGCAGGACUCAGAAGCAAAAAAUAACCUAUCUAAAAUUCGUUUAGAAUAAUAAACAAUGAUCAACAAGUCAGAUUGUUCCAACUGUUCGAUUGGAAGGAAAACUAUUAAUUUAGUCUGGAAACAUGACAUAUGGAAACCGAGUUUUCUUAUAGACGUUGAAGGUGCCCCUGUUAUAACAAUAUAAUUGGGGUUAAUGCUCUCAAUUGUGAAUCGAUCAUUCGCUAUCCUUUGAUAGGUGAGAGAACAGAAUGGAAGAAAAGUAAUGAAACCUGCGAUUGCUACUGAAUAACCUCCUAUUACUUUAUCAAUAAUAAACCCCGCAAGCGCCUUUUUAUUCGUUCGCCUCUUCAGUUCCAUCCAAGCUCGGUUUUGUCUGAAUCUUCGUGGAAGAAGAAGGUUUAUGAAUAAUUGAUGGGAAACGUAUUUCGCAUAAGAUCCAUACGCAUGGAAGCCGAUAUUUCUAUUGCUUUGGAUGCUUUGAAUUCCAUCUCUGUCACAUGGUGGGCGUAGGAUUCUGACGACGUUUUACCAAAUAUUACUGUUUCACUGUACAGCUAUAUAGAUUCGGUGAAAUAAGCUUGAUUUAUUCUGCUUUGUACAGAGGGAUGGGUUCCAACAACUUCAGUGGUUCACUCCCUCCGGAACUUGGAAGCCUUUUAAACUUAGAGCAAUGGUAAGUGCUGAUUCUAGUCCUGGUAUUCUUGUGCUCUGUUGAAUAGAAAAAUCAAUAAUGGCAACCUUCAAAUCUAGUCACGCAAUGAAUUAUUCGCACCUAGCAUCUUCAGUGGGAAGAUGAGACGAUUGCUCCAUAUUUUCAAUGGCAGGUACAUGGAUAGUUGUGGGCUGAGCGGUGAGAUCCCAUCAUCCUUUUCUAAUCUUACGAAGUUAAAGACAAUGUAA